AUGAAAGGAAGAUUCCCACAACCUCGGAACCAAUUCCUGGCUGGAUUUGCUCACUGUUGGCCAUUGACCAAUGAUGUGAACUUCGCGCAGCGAUCUGCCAAAGUCAACGAUACCCCGCCUUUGGAUCUCAGGUCGUUGCUGAUAGUGAGAUCGAGGGAAUCUGGCGCUGGUUGGGAGAGAUUCCUUGGGACAAGAAGACAGUACACGACAGCAGUCGAGGACGACAAGGUCCUGGGAGAGCUUGGACUCCAUCUGCUCCUAAGGAUGGAUGCGGAAUCAACCAAACCUAUUCCAAAUAGUCAGGGGAAAGAGAGUAGUGAGGAGCAGGAGGCGAACGUGUCGGCGGAGGACACUGGGAACGAAGCUGGACCGAGCCAUGAGAAGGGUAUAUCUGCAUCCGUCUCGGCAGGCUCUGACCUCUGGGACAAUCUGAGAUUGCACGGUGAGACUGGUACCUUCAGAAAGGCGGUUGAUAAAUGA
Messenger RNA from Marasmius oreades (fairy-ring Marasmius), 480 nucleotides. RefSeq lists its product as uncharacterized. Lineage: Eukaryota; Fungi; Basidiomycota; Agaricomycetes; Agaricales; Marasmiaceae. Bases 1 to 480 code for a protein of 159 amino acids. The transcript has a single exon. The record is from RefSeq and is a predicted model, not a curated record.